This is a messenger RNA of Recurvomyces mirabilis, 1188 nucleotides long. RefSeq lists its product as uncharacterized. Gene Ontology annotation, molecular function: protein-lysine-acetyltransferase activity. The record is from RefSeq and is a predicted model, not a curated record. Gene Ontology annotation, biological process: mitotic sister chromatid cohesion. The coding region runs from base 1 to 1188 and encodes 395 amino acids. Gene Ontology annotation, cellular component: nucleus; chromatin. Lineage: Eukaryota; Fungi; Ascomycota; Dothideomycetes; Mycosphaerellales; Teratosphaeriaceae. The transcript has a single exon.
AUGACAUCCUCUGACGACAGCGUACCGCCGAGCACGCCUUCACACGACAAUGGUAUCUUCUCAGACGAGCCAGCGCAAAUAUCAAGCCCGCCAUCAUCACCACCAGGAUUCCCGUGGGAGCAGCAGAAGAACAACACAACCACACCAACAAGACCUGCCAUCAGCGCCUUCUCGGUCUUAGGCAAGCGGAAAGCAUUGGCGGAUAUCGAUGAUAAUAUGCGACCUACGAAGAAGGUCGCUCAGACGGCAGAGAGUAAGCCAUUAAGCCAGAUGCAGAUCAGCCUGGGUCAAAAAGUGCAACAGAAAUGCAAACUGUGCGGUAUGGAGUAUGUCCGGUCAUCAGCAGAAGAUCGCAAGCUCCAUGACAAGCACCAUAAGCAGAGUACUGAAGGAUACGAUGUUGGCAAGGACUUUGUGCAAAAAGCGCCGGUAGGGACGAUCUUUGACGGUGUUGCAAAGGAAGACAGGAUAUUUACAGUGUAUUGCUAUGACACUGCACCGCGGAAGAGGAGGGCACAGGCGGUGCUACAGAUUGCACAGAGGGACUUGGGAGCGGUGCCGAUCUCCGAGGAGGAUGUCUGGGGAUACAAAAAUGAAGACGGUCACGUAGGACGGACGUCGGAACCUCGUUAUAGGGCGUAUAUGUAUAUCCGCAAGACGAAGUGCAUAGGUUUGAUGCUCAUUGAGAGGAUAAAGGAGGCAAGAAGAGUGGUCGAGCGAGACGCAGCUCGGCGGGAGGCGAAGAAGGGAGCAUGUCCUGGUAAUGGCUCCGCUCUUUCGACACUUCAGGCACGCAGACAAGCUGCAGAGAAAGCGGAGCUGGAGGCAGCGAAACAUCCCAUUGAGCUCUCACGAACGAGCGACGGAGCCAAGAUUGGCAUAGCGCGGAUCUGGACGUCACCAACGCACCGCGGACAGGGCAUUGCUGUCGCGUUACUCGAUACUGCGGUCAAGCAUCAUGAUGAGCGAGUAGACAAGAAAGUGGUCGUGCAGGUCGUGGACAGGCAAGGAGAAGUGGUCGCGAAGCAGAAUGACACUGCUGUAUGUUUAACAGACGCGACAUGCGAACCACUGGAGAAAUUGAGGGGAAAAGAGGAUGUGGCGUUCAGUCAACCAACGGCAGCUGGUGCGCGUCUUGCGAGAAAGUGGUUCGGGAAGUUGUAUGGGUGGCAUGUCUACAUCGACUAA